Oryza sativa Japonica Group (Japanese rice) is the source of this 1257-nucleotide messenger RNA. RefSeq lists its product as uncharacterized. NCBI's taxonomy places the organism in Eukaryota, Viridiplantae, Streptophyta, Magnoliopsida, Poales, Poaceae. Gene Ontology annotation, biological process: nucleoside triphosphate catabolic process. Gene Ontology annotation, molecular function: nucleoside triphosphate diphosphatase activity. The record is from RefSeq and is a predicted model, not a curated record.
CUCAAAACUCAAUCUUUCAGAUCAUCAUUGAGCUCAUGACCUCAUGUUGCGUGCGAGGAACAGAGGAGACACCACCUUGCGGCAUCUCUCUGGGGAACCUCCUCAAAUUGGCUAGAGAACCGAGCCGAUCGCGACGAGCGCUUUACACCUCGUCGCAUCCCGCCCAAAUUUGGCAGCUCUUCAUCUCACCACAAAUCCUCUGAAAUCUUGUUGCUAAAACGUAGUACUCUGUAAAUAGAUAAUACUGACUUUUGAUGCAAUCCAGGUGAGUGGUAAUUGCAUCCCUUCUGCUCUGGCGCUUCUCGAGCACCAGGUUUGCAGGGAAAUAUAUAUGGGCACACUUGCAUCGCCUUUACUACGUCCAUUAACACUUUCCAAUUUGUUUAAUUACCUGCUAACUUUGCUGCAUCCCUCUCGAUGGAUAUAAAUACGCCUCUAGCUCUAACUUUUUCCAAGCCACCAAGAGAGAAAGGUACCGGCUUGAUUGGCAGGUGUUGAGGCGAUUCUUCUUCUUUGCUCAAGGAGAGAUGGAGGUCGAGAAGAAGGCGACGACCGUGGAGGAGGUGAGAGGGGUGGAGGAGGAGACGAAGAAGGAGGAGGCGGCGGCUUCUGACGUGAGCCUGAAGGAGCUGUCCAAGAAGCUCGAUGACUUCGCCAAGGAGAGGGACUGGGAGAUGUACCAUGCCCCGAGGAACCUUCUGCUUGCCAUGAUCGCUGAGGUCGGGGAGCUGUCGGAGCUGUUCAUGUGGAAAGGGGAGGUGGCCAAGGGCCUGCCCGGGUGGAAGGAGUCGGAGAAGGAGCACCUCGGCGAGGAGCUCUCCGACGUGCUGCUCUACCUGAUCCGGCUCUCCGACAUGUGCGGCGUCGACCUCGGCGACGCCGCCACCAGGAAGAUCGUCAAGAACGCCGUCAAGUACCCAGCGCCGUCGAAGAGCACUUGAAUGAACUGAAUUCUGGUACCUGCAUGAACUGAUUCUGCAACUCUACGAGUGUUUAUCUUCGCGAGAGAAGCUCAGAAGAUAUGUUUUUGUUGUGUACUGUUUUCUUUUCUUUCUUUCAAAAAAGUGAGGGGUGUGUUGAAAGUAUCGGUUCUUGUCUACAGACAUUAUAGCUUGAUAUAUUCUCUUCUGGUUUUCCUGUUCGUCGCUUUUGGAUGUUUUGUAGUUUGGAAAGGGUGGACCUUGAUAGUUCUGAAUAACCCCAUUGGUAGUGUAACUAACCAUUUAUGAAAGGGAUAAGUCCAUUUACACCCCUGAA